Messenger RNA from Carassius gibelio (silver crucian carp), 2718 nucleotides. It is a transcript of the gene bmpr1ba, whose product is annotated as bone morphogenetic protein receptor, type IBa. The transcript has 16 exons. Gene Ontology annotation, cellular component: plasma membrane; signaling receptor complex. The record is from RefSeq and is a predicted model, not a curated record. The coding region runs from base 850 to 2346 and encodes 498 amino acids. Gene Ontology annotation, biological process: cellular response to growth factor stimulus; protein phosphorylation; BMP signaling pathway. Gene Ontology annotation, molecular function: transforming growth factor beta receptor activity, type I; SMAD binding; ATP binding. NCBI's taxonomy places the organism in Eukaryota, Metazoa, Chordata, Actinopteri, Cypriniformes, Cyprinidae.
CUCGCGCUGCUGAUGUUGACGAACGCUGAAGAACUGACACAUCAUUCACACCGAGUCGCAGACCCUCUGGAGCUUUUAACAAGAAAUCACGGAGGCUUGGACUUCAGAACAGGUGAUCUGUAUUCUGAUUGGCUGCAGGUUGGUUAUGAGGGUCCUUAUAUCAGAAAGAUUUCCAUCACUCAAGAUUCGAUGGUUCAUGGGAGCUAAUGCAUGCGGGACAGCGAUUUGUGUGCAGGGCAGUCGGUGUGAAGCUGUGAUUGAGGUUGCUGUGGGGUGUGCAGUUUCUCACAUUCUGUAGAGGACACACAUACACACACACACUCACUCAAGAGUGUGUGCUAAGCAGACAGCUGAGGGAUUCACUCGCUCGCUGGAGUUGCGCACACAGAAGAUGGAUCUCUUGAGGACUAGCUUGUUUUGGGUCUGUGUGCUGGUCAUUGGGCUUCUGGGACUCGUGGAGGAGAACUUGGUUGUGUGGUGGUCUUCUCAAUCACACCUCACUGACAGCGCAGUCUGAAACACUCACUUCCUGUGUGGCUUGGACAGAGGGCACGUCUCACAUCCCAGAGGAAAAACUGCCUUUCAUCAGCAUUCUCAUCACCUUCUCACCUCUUUUCCUGGGAGGUUUAUUCUCUGAUGGCACUGAUUAAUAAUGGUUGGACUCCUUACAGUUGCUCCGGGAGACUAUAUCACGGCCAUCCAGCUGCACUCGUCUCGAUGGCUGGAGUCCAGAAAAUUGUGACAGACAGCUGGCAGAUGUAGCUCCAAGCUGGAUUUUUGGAGUGUGGGAAAGACAGAGGUGUUGAAGAGAGGAAUAAAAGAGACCAUACAACUAACGUUCUGGACACUAUGCUGCUGAGGAAUUCUGGGAAGGUCGAAGAACAUCGGGAGACAGGAAGUGAUGCGCCGGCUCUACAUCAGCGCUUGCUGUGGUGCUACUGUUACCAUCACUGUCCGGAGGACUCCACUAAUAACACAUGCAGGACGGACGGUUACUGCUUCACCAUGGUGGAGGAAGAGGGUGGAGCGGCUGUGGUGACCUCAGGCUGUCUGGGUCUGGUCGGAUCAGAGUUUCAGUGCCGGGACACGGGGAACUCUAAACAGCGCCGAGCGCUCGAGUGCUGCACAGAUCAGGACUACUGUAACAGAGAUCUACAUCCAACACUGCCUCCUCUAAGAACACCCAGUUACGCAGUGGGAGACAUCCAUCACAUCGCUCUCCUUAUCUCAGUGACGGUCUGUAGCUUCAUCCUCACCUUCAUCCUCCUCUUCUGUUACUUCAGGUAUAAACGUCACGAGCUAGCCCCGCGCUACAGCCUCGGCCUGCAUCCAGACGAGACGUUCAUUCCUCCGGGAGAAUCCCUGCGGGAUCUCAUAGAGCAGUCCCAGAGCUCCGGCUCAGGGUCAGGACUCCCCCUGCUGGUGCAGCGCACUAUAGCCAAGCAGAUCCAGAUGGUGACACAGAUCGGGAAGGGCCGUUAUGGAGAGGUGUGGAUGGGGAGAUGGAGGGGAGAGAAAGUGGCUGUGAAAGUCUUUUUCACCACAGAGGAGGCCAGCUGGUUCAGAGAGACAGAGAUAUAUCAGACUGUCCUCAUGAGACACGAGAAUAUACUCGGGUUCAUAGCGGCUGAUAUUAAAGGCACGGGCUCCUGGACUCAGCUCUACCUCAUCACCGACUACCACGAGAACGGCUCUCUGUAUGACUAUCUCAAAUGCACCACCCUGGACAGCCGGGCCAUGCUGAAACUGGCGUACUCGUCCGUCUCCGGCCUCUGCCAUCUUCACACCGAGAUCUUUGGCACGCAGGGCAAACCGGCCAUCGCCCACAGAGACCUGAAGAGCAAGAACAUCCUGGUGAAGAGGAACGGAGCCUGCUGUAUCGCUGACCUCGGCCUGGCUGUCAAGUUUAUCAGCGACACUAAUGAAGUGGACAUCCCCCUGAACACACGCGUGGGCACCAAACGCUUCAUGGCUCCUGAGGUUCUGGACGAGACUCUGAACAGGAACCAUUUCCAGUCCUACAUCAUGGCUGACAUGUACAGCUUCGGCCUCAUUCUGUGGGAGAUCGCCCGCCGAUGUGUGUCUGGAGGUAUCGUAGAGGAAUAUCAGCUUCCGUACCACGAUCACGUUCCUAAUGACCCGUCGUAUGAAGACAUGCGAGAGGUUGUGUGUAUGAAGAGAAUACGUCCGUCUUUCCCUAACCGCUGGAGCAGUGACGAGUGUUUGAGGCAGAUGGGGAAGCUCAUGACGGAGUGUUGGGCUCAUAAUCCGGCCUCUCGUCUCACCGCCCUGCGUGUUAAAAAGACGCUGGCCAAGAUGUCCGAGUCCCAGGACAUUAAAGUCUGAGAACCGACCAGCAGCACUGACACUAACCCUGAACUCACGCCAGAGCCUCCUGCAAACGACCCGACCGCAGCAGAGGACGCCCGAGAUCUGAUGUGAUCCAGCCGGUCCUGCUGCGUAACACGAGCACCUGCGAACACUGGACAGCGGGACCAAGCCAGAUCACAUGACUCUCCUCCUUUCUCUUUCCACAGUCUGUUCAGCUCCAACAGGACCAUGGUUUUGGAUCGGUUGCAGAUUUGUGUUGUCAGUCAGUCAACAACUUUUAACACGUUUCCCGCCUUUUUUGGUGGACUGUGCCUUAUUUAUUUUGUAAAUAGAUGAAAAUGUGAGUGAAGCUUCAAUGUACUUGAAUAAAUGAUCUAAUGAGAAUGA